AAACGCACUUCAAUCCGAAGAGGCAACAUUAAUAAUACGACGCUCAUUGUUUGGCCUUCUCGUGGUAAUUCGAUUGUUUACCAGGCCUAGCAUUACUUUACUCUCCAAUGCCUUUGUAAAACCUACAUCGAAGCAGGCACUUCCGACGUGUUCACGUCGCGUGAACACCCCCACUCCUUGGAGCUCGAGCUGCCUCGAGCUGUUGCACGUACAUUCUUAUGGCAGCUGUAUCUAUACUCAAGUCGCCCCAUACUAUGUCCGGCAUGUCGACUAGGAGGGUGCCUCUUUCCAGCAACCCUAAUGCCGCCAACUCACCAUAUCGAAGCGUGACGGCUGGAGCAGCAAAGCCCAAACGCUCGCAUGCCACAGUCCAACGCGAGGAAGCCUAUGGGCAACCACCUCCAGCUAAGAAACAUAUAGUGGAAGUUACCCACCGAGGCCUGAGGACUCCUCCGCGGCAGUCUCUGACCGAGUCAGCUGAAGGCCAGGUCUUCUCGCGAAGGGCACACGCCCAACCCACAGCGUUUGACCGCAAGCUGGAGGCGGUACGACGAAGGCCAGCCCAGCAAGCGGUGGCCAAGGCAGACAAAGCCUCAGAGGAAAACCUGGAGACUAUAAGGCAGUGGCAGCGUCACUAUAGAAAGGUUUUCCCCAAGUUUGUUUUCUACUUCGAGAGCAUCUCGGAGGAUGUUCGAGUCAGAUAUGCCAAACAAGUUACAGCUCUUGGUGCACGAGAGGAGAAGUUCUUCUCAAACGCCGUUACUCAUGUUGUCACAACAAGAACGAUCCCCCCCGAACUGGCUGUUAGCCCGACAGAUACUGCUGGAGACUCCUCGGCAGCCGAUGUAAACUCUAGGAGCAACCACCCACAAACAAUCAACCCGUCACUUUUGGAUCGGUCGUCCGAGCCAGCCGGAAAUCACAUUGAUUCGCAACCUCUGAAAUCGAGGUUUACAUUCGAAGUGAAUCCGAGGAAGUCGUCAGCUAUCCAUAAUGAUAUCGAUAUCCGAAGGCAGCAGGGGAGGAAUGCCGAUGUUCUCCACCGUGCUAGAGAACUGGGCAUGAAGAUAUGGGCGCUGGAGAAACUCCAGAGGAUGAUGACCACUAUGUUCGACACAGAUACUGGAUCGCAGGCUGCCCACGGCCACAAUACCAGGAGCAACACAACCCAGGGUACUAUCAGUGGAGUAUCCCGGAGCACGCGUGAGGCCGAUCUCUCGGCAUUACUGCGGAAUGAGCGGAUCCAUGGCCCUUCGGACCGUGACCCUACGGUGGCGACAAAAGAAAUGAUUAUGUUUAAGGGGCUGUAUAUAUAUGUCCAUGAUGUCGACGAGAAGCAAAAGCCUAUUAUGGUUCGGGAAUACGCGAAGGUGUCGAAUAAAGAGCAGGGUGACUGGCCGCAGUUUAGGAGCGUUGCCAAUGGGAAAUGCCCAUUCGUACCGGAGGUCGAUGGUAGCCGCCGAGAGGCCGAGAGAGACGCCGCCAGGCAACAGCGUCAGCAGGAGAAAGAGAGAAGUGCUGUGCCCAGAACCCGGGCAGCUGCUGCAGGCCAAGCGAGGAUGCAGCCCCCGACAGCGAGCAGCAAGCGAGCUUUAAUGGACGGCGAAAACACUGCUAACCGCAAUACGAUUUCAGCUCCUCUGAAGCAGCGAAACACAUUCAGCCGAGCAACGGAUCCAUCUCAGUCACUGGAUGACGAGCCUUCGUCGAAAGGACCACAGAAUGCUUUUGUCAGCCGAGCAGGUGUUGGGAGACUCUUUGGUGGUGAACCGGUGGCAUCUGGGCUGCAGCAGUCGAACAUCACUUCUGCAAUUCGCUCCCAAAUGAUAUCAUCCACUGCAGCCGGACCGGGUGCCAAGGCAGGAACUAGCAAAGAGGUCUACGGGUUGCAGCGCAAGGUUUUGGAGCGAACUAGUGGCCCAACCUCGCUGGGCUUGGCCAGCUCGCACCGGAUGACAGAUCUCAAUGUCGCCGCUAAGGACGACGCAGGAGCACGGAUUCGCAAACGGAAGAAUCAAGAAAGCCUCGGUAACAUUGAGGAAGAUGGAUGGAACAAUGAACAGGAAAACACCGCUCGGCGUACAGACGAGAGCCGAACUGUCAAGGCUCUUCCGAAGAGGAAGGUUGUCAAAAGGGACCCUAAGCCGGGGUAUUGCGAAAACUGCAUGGAUAAGUUUGAUGACUUUGAAGAGCAUUGUGUCACCCGCAAACAUCGCCGCUUUGCUGAGAAGAGCGAAAACUGGACAGAGCUGGAUGCUCUACUGAGCCAACUGGGCCGACCUCUUAAGGAGGACCCCUAUUACGCCUAAUACGAGAGAGUGUUUAUGAGGAACCCUUGGAGCAUUUUAUCUUUAUCAAGAUGGAUUUCUUGUAAGGGCAUGUAUGGGCGUUUCGGACUUCAUUGUUUUUGUCAACACGGGGAUCCAUGUGUAAAUUGUGUUGAUCAUCUUUUCGCUUCUUAUUUUGGCGUCGUCCUCGCAUUUGAGCCUGCUCGCAGCGUUACCGGGCAUCGGAGAGGUCAUUGUGGGCUUUGCAUUGGCAUUUACAAGGCGUACUUCUCGCAUUCAUCAUCAGGCCACAUGCUUGUUGAUAGCGAAGCUAGAUCCUUUAUACAAGAAUCUGAUAUUCUAUAUUGUGUAGUGUAGUGUUCAUCGCACGAUUACUGUAAUCAGAUACUAUUUAUGAUCGUUUGACCAUGGAGGG
Molecule: messenger RNA, 2703 nt
Organism: Pseudogymnoascus verrucosus
Lineage: Eukaryota; Fungi; Ascomycota; Leotiomycetes; Thelebolales; Thelebolaceae
Exons: 3
Coding region: 219-2309 (696 amino acids)
Biological process (GO): regulation of cell cycle phase transition; positive regulation of nuclear cell cycle DNA replication
Cellular component (GO): Dbf4-dependent protein kinase complex; nucleus
Molecular function (GO): zinc ion binding; protein serine/threonine kinase activator activity; nucleic acid binding
Source: RefSeq, a predicted model, not a curated record